GCGAGGGGACGACUCUGCUGUAGUAGCUGCUCGAGCGCGCGCUCUUCUGCAUCAGCCUGCAUCAUCAAUACGGAGUAACCGACUCUUUCAAAACCUCCUCCUCUUCCUCCUCUUCCUCCUCCUCUUCCUCAGCAGUAUGCACUCUGCGCUCUUGCUGUUUCUCGCCUGGAGCUGCGGCGUGCUGGCGGUGGCGGCGCGCGCACCGGACAGUCCGUUUCCCGCAGCUGCUGCGGAGCGGCGCGCGGUGCAGAGGGAGAUCCUCGCGCUGCUCGGACUGCCGCACCGGCCCCGGCCGCCUUCCCCUCUCAAGCGCACCGCAGCACCGCUCUACAUGCUGGACCUGUACCGCGCCGUGCUCGCGGACGGACCGGAACCGCGCGUGCCUCUCCCGCCUACAGAGCACGAGGAGGAGCGGCUCCUGAGCGACGCGGACAUGGUGAUGAGCUUCGCCAACCUGGUUGUAGAUCCUGAGGAGGACCCCAGUGUGUUCCAUCAGUACCACCGCUUCGACCUCUCUCGCAUUCCAGACGGGGAAACGGUCACCGCUGCAGAGUUCCGCGUUUACAAGGACUUUGUGCACGAGCGAUACGAAAACGAGACGUUUCACGUCAGUGUGUAUCAGGUGCUGCGGGAGCAGGAUGGCAGAGACUCAGAUCUCUUCCUGCUGGACUCCAGGGUUGUGUGGGCAGCUGAAGAAGGCUGGCUGGUGUUUGACCUCACUGCCACCAGUAACCACUGGCUACUACAUCCGAGUCAAAACCUUGGCCUGCUGCUCGCUCUAGAGAGUCAAGAUGGUGAGCGAGUGAAUCCCAGGGCAGCGGGGCUGAUAGGCAGCAGAGGGCCUCAGAACAAGCGGCCAUUUGUCGUAGCAUUCUUUAAAGCUACCGGAGUCCGUCUCCGCAGUGUCCGCUCAGCCCCGGGACACAAGCAGAGGACACAGAACCGUUCCAAAACCCCGAAACAUGCAGCACCUUCUAGCCAGGAGGCUCUGAAACUGGCAGAGGCAGCAGAGAAUGUCAGUGUGGACCCAAAACAGGGCUGCAAGAAACAUGAGCUCUACGUCAGCUUCAGAGACCUGGGGUGGCAGGACUGGAUUAUAGCUCCAGAAGGCUAUGCUGCAUAUUACUGUGAGGGAGAAUGUGCUUUCCCUUUAAACUCCUACAUGAAUGCCACUAACCACGCCAUCGUACAGACACUGGUGCACUUCAUAAACCCGGACUCUGUUCCGAAGCCCUGCUGCGCCCCCACUCAGCUCCACGGCAUCUCUGUGCUCUACUUCGACGACAGCUCUAAUGUCAUCCUGAAGAAGUACCGUAACAUGGUGGUCAGAGCCUGUGGGUGCCACUGACCACAUGUUCUACCAGCCAGAGACUGAGGGAAGGAAUGAGGAAGAUAAAAUAAAGGCCAGUUAUGCCUCCAAGGAGCCAUGCAAUUAAUAGGACUCAUUAACUGGAGCAAAUCUGGACCACUGUGCUACCACCACUUGCUCAAAAAACUGUGCCAUACAGAGCUGUUGUGGCAACUGUGCACCCCCAGCCAAGUGGACAAGAGUGGGGAGUGGUCUUAUUAUAUGCUGUACAGGCUGGAAACGGCAUGUUUCAGUCCAGGGGCACAGACAAAUAUGAGGAGAUGGGUGUUAAGGACACUUUUCUGUGGUUUCCCAUCCAAGAUGUAUCUGUUUCCUUGCUAGCGCCUCUGGACGCAGAGCUAAGGGGAUAAGACAAAUGUACAAAUUUCGUCUUACCUUAAAUGUCAUCGAUGAGGGAAGACAUAGUUGGUGUCUGAAAUUUGCUUCAGUGGUUUUGGGCUGGAGCUAUAAGGGCUAAUGUAGCUAACAGAACGACAGAAGCUUAUAGCUAACAGCUUAUAGUUAGCAUUGUACAAACUGGAUGCCUAAAUAAUCACACAUUUGCCCAAAAUGGCAUCAAAUUGAUGAGUAAUCUUAAUUAGAUUUGCUUAUGUGUUCUCUGACAUACUGCUAUUUAUAAAAAUGGAUAGACAAAAUUCAGGAUUCAAGAUGGCUGCUAGUUCUGUUUUUAGCUAUGUAUUUAUACUCUUUCCAUUUUUACAGAUGCAUUGUGUCAAACAGUAUCAGAAACCACAUAAAAAAGGUGAUUUAAGCUUACUUAACAACAUUGAGCCGUGGGUUGGGUGAUUUAGAAAUGCACUGUUGGCUAUAAGCGGUUGGCUGUAAGCUUCCGUAAUUGGUUAGCAUUAGCCUCAAAGGUCCAGUGCAGAACUAAAGAAGCACUUCAGACACCAAAAAUGUCUUGGCUAAAUUAUUACUUUUGGGGUAAGGGGGAGAAAUAUUGUGUGGAUUUAUUUUAUUUGGCUGAGCCAUUGUGUUAUUUGGGCAUUCCACUGAUUUUUCAGAAUUUCUCCAUAGUUUAGUCAUGUAAACAGAGUCAUUCAGACUGGUUUCAUGUGAAAUGGUUCAUUAGAGAGAAACUUAACGUGAUAAGAACCAGGGGUCAUUGUGUCUACAAUGCAAAUAAGUUUUAUUAUUCAAAAUGACCAGUUAACCUACACAUCUUCUGAGUUUUACAAUGGAUUUUAUGGUAAUAAGUCUAAAAAAGAGUUUUCUUUAGAUACCAUUUUGCCUUCUAAUUCCUUGCAGGUACCUCUUCACCAUAAAUCUGUUGUAGAACAAUAUUUUUCGGGCCAAAAGAUUAUCUGAAAACUAUUUUAAAAAGUUUCAGGCGUAAGGCAGAGUAUUCAUAACCUCUCAAUAAUUCAUAAUAACUUUGUGUGAGGGAGCUUUUAGAGGUGAACGUAUACAACAGAGCAUUUCACAUCAAUCCACUCCGAAUUACUUUGUUUGCAUCUUUUUCAUUUAAUUAUACAGAAAGUAUGAAAAAUCUGCAGAAUUCUUCAGUAAAAGUGCCAAAAAUGCUUCCCUGUUUUAUGAAUGUGGACUGAGACUGCACAUUGGUGGGCUUUUGAUUUGGUCUUGCCUAUGGUGGGUCACAUGCAUCAAACAACACAUUUUAUUGUUAUAAUUAAUGAUCACAGUCACUAAAAAGGCCCUUCAUGUACUGAAUUUGGCGUUUAGGAAUAAAAAGCCAGAUGAGAGUUCGCUGUUCUUUGUACAUUGUCACUUCAAACUGUUUUAUAAGACUGUGAUUUACAACCCAGAUGGACAUCCGCUCUAUUUGUGUGUGUGUGUAUGUUUUUCUGACCCUCCUGUGGCCAAAAAAAGCCCAUCCCACACACUCCACUGUUCACAUGGCCCAUUGUUCGGCAUGUGUCGGCCGGCGGCAGCAGGACCAUCACUUACUCUGGGCUCUCCUCUGAUGGGUGUCCAAAGCUGCAGGUGGGGCGAAGAGGCCGCAGCAUUUGGUUCUCAUCUGAGUUCCCUCAAUAGGCCACAAGAUAAAGUGAACUAAAUAGAACUGUCUGGAAAGGAGCAGGUGCAGUUUAUUCAUCUUUCGGAGGAAUUUAACAGCUGGUUUUGGUCAUGCGAAAGCAAUAUUAUACCAGAGAGCUUAUGGAGACUUGCAAUAAAUGGAAGAGAUGACCUUCGAGUCCAGA
Colossoma macropomum (tambaqui) is the source of this 3531-nucleotide messenger RNA. RefSeq names its product bone morphogenetic protein 7-like. The transcript is spliced from 7 exons. Gene Ontology annotation, molecular function: cytokine activity; growth factor activity. NCBI's taxonomy places the organism in Eukaryota, Metazoa, Chordata, Actinopteri, Characiformes, Serrasalmidae. Gene Ontology annotation, biological process: SMAD protein signal transduction. The record is from RefSeq and is a predicted model, not a curated record. Bases 137 to 1348 code for a protein of 403 amino acids. Gene Ontology annotation, cellular component: extracellular region.